UCUUGGGUCAGUUAAGUUCUUGGUUUUGGUUUCUUGGGGGGAAGAUGAGGAGAUGAUGCGGCGCCCAAACCGAUUGCAAAAUUCUUCUCCUGGUAGUUCAGAUUAAUCGUGCCUUAGAAUUCUUUGAUUAGGUGUUGGGACAUUGGGGGGCGCGGAUAAUGCGGUCGAUUAGUUCGUUGAUUGGUUCGAAGAAGUGAGAUUGAUGUCACCCAUGGGGGUUUUAGUCUUUCAGAUAAUGUGGUCAGGUCUCAGUUGGUGCAUGUGUUCGUGAAUCGAAGAUUUGAUGAUUUUUUUGGAGGGGGUGGAAUUGUGGGGAUUAGUGUGUGGUGGCGCGUUCUUGAUUUUCAUCUGGGGCGCCUUAUCCGAGUUCUUUUUUCAUCAGUUUCUUUCCUCUAGGAAAAGAAAAAGUAUGCGAGGAAUGGGGGCCAAAGGUAGCAGCUUUUCAGUUUUCAGCAUCUGCAAUGGAUUGUCUCCUGCAGUGUUUUACUACCUUCCAUUGGCAGUAAAAUAGUGUUUUUCAGAGCUUUUUCUGUGAUUCUAAAAUGAAAAAUAGGCUUGGAAUCUUUGAACUGGUCUCGACUCAAAUGAUGACUGCUAUAGCUUGCAGUUGCAACUGCCCUCUUCCUUAUUUUUCUUUCCCCAGUUCUAGUCCAGACUCCAGAGUAGCUCAGUUUUCAUGCUUCCCUUGAGUAAAAACAAGAAAGGCGGCGUAUUUUGGUGGAAUAGUAACUUAAUAUAGAGUUCUGGGACAGAAAAUUAUGGAGAGGGAAAUUUCUGCCUUAUAUGAACCAAAAAGAAACAAUGAAAUAAGAAUUUUUGAGAGUUCAGAUGAGAUGUCAACAGAUCUGGCUGAGUAUAUCUCGCAAGUUUCAGAAAUAUCUGUCAAAGAAAGGGGAUACUUUGCUAUUGCCCUUUCUGGAGGUCCCCUAGUCAGUUUUUUGGGGAAACUUUGUGAAGCGCCAUACAACAAGACCUUGGAUUGGUCUAAAUGGUACAUCUUCUGGUCUGAUGAGCGUGCUGUAGCAAAGAAUCAUGCAGAGAGUAAUUAUAGGAUAACAAAAGAAGGAUUCCUGUCCAAGGUACCUAUUCUCAAUGGCCAUGUCUACUCUAUAAACGACAACGCGACGGUGGAGGAUGCCGCAACAGAUUACGAAUUUGUCAUCAGGCAGCUGGUCAAGGUCCGCACUAUUGGAGUCUCCGAAAGCAACGAUUGCCCCAAGUUCGAUCUAAUCCUGCUCAGCAUGGGUUCUGAUGGACAUGUGGCUUCAUUGUUCCCCAACCAUCCAUCCCUUGAGCUGAAAGAUGACUGGAUCACCUACAUCACCGACUCUCCCCAGCCUCCACCUGAGCGGAUCACCUUCACUCUCCCUGUGAUAAACUCGGCUUCGAACAUCGCAAUAGUGACUACCGGUGACGAUAAAUCGGAGGCUGUCCAUUUGGCCAUUUCUGACAAUGCAGAUGGUCCAGAAGCCCCCUCAUCGCUGCCAGCAAGAAUGGUUCAGCCAACAGACGGCAAGCUGGUGUGGUUUUUGGACAAGUCAGCUGCGUCCUCUCUGGAUGCCGAGAACGAUGACGCCUUUGAGCAGCAUCGCGAGUACUAACUCCAAUCGUCGAAAGAACAUUCCUUUUGCUGUGGAUGAAGGUGUGUGCGUGUGUAAGUAGGCGGUUUGGUAUGAUCGAAUUCAGGAUGUUUUGCCUUCCAGUUUAGCAGAAUGCUUGUUGCAUUAGUUUUUUUGUGGAGGGUUUUGUUCAGGGAGAGCCUUGAGUGUGUUUUGGUCGUUUUGGCAAAUUGGAGAUGGUUUUAGAGCGAAGAGGAUUGAGACGUCAGAACUGAGAACACCCAAAUUUGAUUAGGGGUGGUAUGAUAUUAUGUGCUACAUUAUAUUUAGUUCAAUCAAAGUUAGUUCAAGCAAGUCAAGGUGGAAGAAGCAGAGGCUUUCUGUUAAUUUUGUUUCCUUGUGAUGUUGCCGGUUCGAGUAUAGAAAAAUAUGAUCACAAACUUGAUAUUUUUAACAAAA
Molecule: messenger RNA, 2018 nt
Organism: Oryza sativa Japonica Group (Japanese rice)
Lineage: Eukaryota; Viridiplantae; Streptophyta; Magnoliopsida; Poales; Poaceae
Source: RefSeq, a predicted model, not a curated record